Molecule: messenger RNA, 4899 nt
Organism: Alosa alosa (allis shad)
Lineage: Eukaryota; Metazoa; Chordata; Actinopteri; Clupeiformes; Clupeidae
Exons: 11
Coding region: 156-4007 (1283 amino acids)
Source: RefSeq, a predicted model, not a curated record
UUCUGACAUUCGGCUGGUACUUUGGGAGGAGCUUCAAGUGGCUGGUCGAAAAUGAUGUCGGCUACAUCAAAUAUGUUUUUGACCGCCACUUGGAGGAGACCCAGGACCCAAAGAGAAAAACUCCCAUCAAUGACGGGUGGCUGAAGGACAGCCUGAUGAGCUAUGUGACGCUGUUCCCCCCCGUCUCUUGUCACCUUGAGGUCAACGUGGAUCGGGCCAUUUACGGCCAGGGGCAGUUCAAGUCCUUCACCUUCCUUGAAAUGUGGAGCUGGUACAGCCUGCAUACACGCCACCAGGCUGACCCACAAGCUGGGAGUGAACAAGAAAGAAAGAAGGCGCGGGAUGCUCAUGCCGCUGUGAAGCAGUGGCUGCUUAAAAAGGAGGGUGACAUCACCACCAAGUCCCUCAAGCGCUUCCGGGCGUACAUUUUGGAGAAAGAGAAGUCUCAGUCGGGCGCCGCUCGUCCUGCUGCCACUCCGUCUGCUGCUGCGGCCACUCCAUCUGCUCCUCCUACAGCCACUCCGUCGGCUGCUGCCGCUGCUACAUCCUGCGCGUCGUGGUGUGAUGACGAUGACAUCAUGCUAGAUGCCCUCGUCACCUUUGAGAGUAGUCAAGGGAAGCCAGCUGACGAGCUGUCCACCAGCCAGCCACAGCCUGCUCCUCCUGCCGCUGCUCCUCCUCCUGCCGCUGCUCCUCCUGCCGCUGCUCCUCCUGCGUCUCCUGGGCCUCCACUCCUCACUGAAUCUGGGCAGCGGGCCAAGAAGUCUGCCAAGAAGAGUCAGAAACGGCAGCCUGCUCCUCCUGCUGCCGCUGCUCCUCCUGCGUCUCCUGAGCCUCCACUCCUCACUGAGAAGCGGGCCAAGAAGAGUCAGAAACAGCAGCAGCCUGCUCCUCCUGCUGCCGCUGCUCCUCCUACUCCUGAGCGUCCACUCCUCGCUGCAUCCGAGAAGCGGGCCAAGAAGUCCGCCAAGAGUCAGACACUGAAGACCACACUGGCCUCCAAGUCCGCAAAGAGUCAGACACAGCCGCCGCCGUCGCCCAGUCAGCCUGCGCCCAAACCGUCCUCCAGGUCCGCAAAGCGUCAGACGCAGCAGCCAGCGCCAUCCACCGAGCAGCCUGCGCCCAAACGGCCCUCCAGGUCCGCCAAGAGUCAGACACGGCCGCCGUCGUCGCCCAGUCAGCCUGCGCCCAAACGGCCCUCCAGGACCUCCAAGCGUCAGACGCAGCAGCCAGCGCCAUCCUCGCCAAGUCAGCCUGAAGCGCAGCAGCCCGAGACGUCCACCAGCCAGGUCGCUCCUGACGCUCGCCCUGAGCCGCAGCCGUCACCGUCGCCCUCCAACAGCCAGUCUCAGCCUGCCUCUGCCGCCGCGUUGUCGCAGAGCGACUCUCCUGUGGAGCUGGAAGGCUGGGUGAGGCUAUGGGAGGACCCUAGCGGCAUCCCAGCGGCAGACGUCACCUGGUUGAAGGAGGACAGCGAGCGAGGGCUUUUCACCUCGGUGCAGACCUUCAAGGACGUCAGGGGGCAAAUCAAGAGGCGGCGGGUCCUGAAGUCGGACCGCAUGUGGUUUUACCCACCCGAGCCACCUGGCUACCUCGGCGGCGGCGUUCCCUCUCCUCAGCCCUUUUUCCGGAGCCGCUUGUUCUUCUGGCGCCCUGUUGGCGUGUGGCGGUGCUCCAUCAGCUGCCCGCGUGGUGACGCGUGCGCGGGGGCCGGACGCAACACCCAUCUCUCCAAAUCGGGUUACCACAUUCGGGUGCGGCACAUCUGCGAUGUGUCGGGGUGGUACUCCAUGUGCUGCGAAGUGCUCUGCUGCGGGCCGUGCCUCAAGGCAGCCAGGGGGGGAGACGGUGGCCCCAUGGGCCGUUGGCUGGCCUGGGACGACGCCAUCCUGCGCCAGCUGAGCGAGGCUCACCAGGCCAUGUUUCCGGCUGUCCUCACGGCCAAGCGCGGGGUCGACAAGAGCGUUCUCAACCUGUUGCGCGACCGCACAGAGGGCAACACCAUGGCCAAGGUGUGGCGGCAGGUGCGGGAGAACCACAUGGAGGAGCACAACCGCAGGCGGGACCUCUACACCACGCUCCUCAUGGCUUUGGUGCGACCGGGCAGCAUCGUGUCCGCGCUCGGCCACGGAGAGUUUCGGCCGCCUCCUCCUCCCAGGGAGCUUCCCUGCGAGCGGCUCCUGCGGCACGCCUUUCUCCUGGCGGAGGCCAACAACGUCCAGGAUUACCGGAGCCAAAUUCUGUCCACGUUUGGCACGGUCCUGAAAAUGGACUCCACAAAGAAGGCAAGUGGUGAAGAAGCUCUCUGGGAGGGCAAGGGGCUCGCCGGCCAGUGGUUCACCAGCAUCGGCAACGAACUCUCCCAGAUCGUGUCCUUUGUUCUCACCUGCGAGGAGUCCGUAGAGAAGUUGGAGCCCAUGUGCCGUGGAGUUAUGGAGAGAUUCCGCCUCGCCAACCAGCCCGUCCCCCAGAUCCUUUACAUCGACCGGGGAUGCUGCAGGGCGCAGGGUCCGACGGCUGUGGAGACCCUCUUCCAGCCUUGGGUGGACAACGGGAUGGUGGUGAGGCUGGAUAUCUUCCACUGGCUCCAUCGCUUCGACGCCGCUCUGCGGACAGAGGCUCACUCCAAGUACCCCGCCUUGAAGUCUGCGCUGGCCGGGGCGGUGUUGGCCUACAACCGCCAGGACCUGGAUCUGCUCAUCGCGGCCGUCAGGGCCAGAGACUCGUCCGUCAUGGAGGCCGUGUCGGACGAGGAUGUGGUCCGACGCUACAUCUCGCGGGAGCAGCUAAAGCACCAAGUCCGACGGGUCACCCUCGGCGCCCAUGAGACGUUUCGCCUCAUUCACCUCAUCAUCGAGGAGCUGAAGGGUCCGGCUGGGCUCGAUGAGAGUGGCGUCAGCCUCUUCAAGUCCACUGCUGCCAUCAAUGAGAUGUGGGCCAGCCAGCAGCGACACCUGGAAUGCAUCCAGGAUCCAUCAGGCAUGAGCAUGUACCGUGUUGUCCGCACCACCACCAUCAACGGUGUGGAUGUCCCGUAUUACAAGUUCCAGGUCCCCACACCAGCGGCGCGGCCCUACCAGGUGUACUUGGUCAGCGGCAUCGCGCGUUGGAACGCCGACAGGAGCUCGGCGGCUGUGUUUGGAGGUCGGCAGAGGUCCAGCGUCUACUCUGCGCCGCUCGUGGACCGCCUCAACGCUCGCUGCCAGCUGCUCUUUUCGGGAGGCCGUCGAUCAGAAUUUCCGCCCCGCCCAGCGUUCGAUCCGGCCGAGCUGCCGGGCUCGAAUACUUGUUUCGCCAGAGCACGGGGAACGGCCUACCAAAGCGGCGAGGACCUGGAAGACAUAGAUGCUGCCCGCAUCACGCUGACCAACAACGAGACGGCCACUGUCCAUCCGCCAGCCUUUGAGGACGCCUGCAGUGCCAAUCCCCUCCCUGGGUUCCAGGAGCUGGAGGCCUUCUGCGCUACGCUAGUGCAGCUUGGGGGUGCUGACCAGAAGCUCCAGCUCACCACCGACCAGCGCAACGCCAUCCUCGACGCCUGGAAUGCGGUGGAGGAGCAUGACAAGCAGCCACAGAAGUACCACCAGCUGUACCGCACGCACUGGGGCAACACCUUGUACUGCCGUACAAAGAGGGAUGACCUCGGCGAAGCCGCCCUGAUCCAGCGGGUGAAGAUGGCCAGGAGGUACGCGCCGGCCCAGCAGGACAUCAGCGCGCAGCACAACCGCCUCAUGUACGUGCUGGUCAGGCUGCUUUGGUUGAGUCCUCUCGAACCAGCCCGGAAAAGGCCAGCAUCCUCAAGGCCUAUGAACUCAUACAGCACAGGGUGUUGGUGGACGACCCGGUGCUGUCCAAGGCGGGCAUCCCUCUCCCCAAGAUCAACGUCAAAACGAGCUUCCUCCAGCGCCACGGCAACCCGACGUCCUCCCUCCGCCCGACUACCCGGUGAUGGAGUACGUACCAACGGCCAGCACGGCCGGCACCAAGAAGCUGAGGGGACGGGCUGACAUGGCGGCGCCGUCGCAGCUUCCUCCUCCUCAGCCGCUGCUUCCUCCUCCUCAGCCACUGCCUCUUGUGCGGCCGCUGCAGAGACCCCCCGCCACCUUCAGCAUCACCGAGCCUGUGCCCACCCCCGCGCAGUCUGUGGCGGGCCCCUCCUCCACACAGACCGCGCCGACUGCUGCGCCCUUGGCUCGGCUUGUGCCCAUCCUGCCUGCCCCUGCUCUCGCUGGGCCUUCCUCCAGCCAGACCCACGCUGCUCCAGCUUCCUGGUCCAGGUCGACCCAUUACAAAAGGAAGCUGGUGGCAGACCAACCCACCCAAGUUGGGGCGAAGCUUUUCAGGGUCCAGCACAUCCCCAAUUGCAAGGUGUGUGGCCAACCUAUACAGGGACAUAAAAAAUACAAAAAGAAAACGUAUUGCCCUGUGAAAGACAUGUCACCCUCCAAGGGCCUGGACAACAGGUUUACAGAAACUUUGCCCAAUUUGUCGCCGUCAUAGAUGGCUUGGAGGACUGACACUGUACAAAUUGUAAAUACUUUUUUACCUGUAAUCUGUGUUAUGGUCUUACAAGUGCCCGUUAUCAUGGCACGUUUUUCUCUGUUGUGCACCGUUCUGUUUUAUGCACUUUCUAACUUGUUAUCUAUGUUCUGGUCUUACAAAAGCCCGUUGCCUUGGCACUUUUCGCUGUGCUUUGCAGUGUUUUGACUGUACAAACUGUACAAUAGUUUUUGACUUGUUAUCUAUGUUCUGGUCUUACAAAUGCCCGUUACCUUGGCACCGUUCGCUGUGUUUUGCAGUGUUCUCCUAUUUUAUGCACUUUCUGACUUGUGUUUUGCAGUGUUCUCCUAUUAUGCACUUUCUGACUUGUUAUCUAUGUUCUGGUCUUACAAAUGCCCG